AUGACUGCCAACAAUCAGACAAUGUCCAUUCUUUCACACCAGCAGCAGUUACAAAACCAGCUUCAGCUGAAGCAACUCCAAACUCAGGAGCAGAAACAGCAGGAGCAGCGUACCAAGUCUCUUAACUCCAACAAGUCUGCGGAACUCGCAAACUUGGUCAGCGAGAAAACUCCCCAAAAAAGAAAAGAUCCAAGGGACCCACUAGCAGUUCAAAUUCCAACCACCGCUAAUCCAACUGAGAUUUUAGCAUCUCGUUUCAACUCUUGGCGAAAUGUGAUUAGGGCGCUGCUAGUCUACUUGAAAGACGUCGUUUCUGUUCACGAGGAAGUAGUCCGUCAACAAGUCCGACUGCAACAGUCCUUGAGUUUCCCCUUUACCACACAAGGGCUCAACGGAGAUUUAUAUCAACCCAUCACGACCGGGAAAUCAAAUUCUGCCGGCUCAGAUGGUGCUGGUCCUGCUGAUAAUUUUGCUGCUAUUCAAAACUUUUUCUUACCGCUGGGUAAUGGAUCCAUUUAUGACCUUCCUUCCAUUUUGCUACAAUUUCACUCCAGUUAUGCUGUCAACGCACAGAAAACUAUCCGCGAACUCAAUAGUACUGUGAUUCCUCGUCUUGAAGAACUACGUAGAGAUUUGUUGGUGAAAAUCAAGGAGAUCCGUGGUCUUCAAUCUGAUUUCAAGAACAACGUAAACAAGGAAGUUUUAACAACGAAGCAAGAGUUGACGGCAUAUCAAUCUUCCAUUGAACUGGUCUCGAAACAUCCAAAUAAUGUGCAACCUAAGAAUGAUCCUUAUCUAUUGAGGACACAGCUAGACAGACAAAUCAAGAGACAAAUUCAAGAGGAAAACUUUCUUCACGAGGCUUACUUAAACUUACAGAGCUCGGCAAAAGAGUUAGAAAAAGUCAUCUUUCUUGAGGUUCAAAGUGCCCUAACCGUCUACGCCAAGUUGCUGGGCAAACAGGCUCAAACUAUUUUCGAUGUUUUGAUUACCAAGUUGGAUAACGGCUUCCUCACUAAGGAACCAUCUUUUGAGUGGGACAGCUACAUAUCUAGGGAACCCAAUUUCAUUGAUCCCAACCUUCCCAUGAGACAUUAUCGUGAUCUCGUUUACCCUCAUAAUAACUCUCCUUUGAGUUUUGAGAUUCGCUCGGGAUACCUCGAGAGACGUUCCAAGUUUUUGAAAUCUUACUCUAAAGGCUGGUAUGUGCUUACGGCCACAUUCUUGCAUGAGUUCAAAACGCCAGACCGCAAGAGGGAUCCUAUUCCAGUUAUGUCAUUGCCUUUGAAUGACUGUCAGAUUACGGAACACUCCAAAAUGGACACAGUGAACCCUGACUCGUGGCAUAAAUUUGUAUUGCAUGCUAAGCAGAAUGGUAUCAUAAACAGGGGUCAUAACUGGGUGUUCCGUGCUGAGGGUUACCAGGAGAUGAUGAAAUGGUACAACGAUAUGAAGCAAUUAAUUGCGCUACCUACUCCUCAAGCCCGUAGUUCUAUUGCCGCCCAAAGAGAGUCACAGAGAGUACAGGUGAAACAAUCAAAGCGCCACUCUAAAGCUGGUUCUCUUCUUUCAUCUUCAACUGUACCAUCAGAUAAGGGGCACCAGCAUUCUACUCAAUACGACCAGCUGAACACAGUUCUAAGUUUGCCUCAGAAUGUUCCUGGCUCAGAGGGCAAUCAAGCUCCAUACUUUGAGAACUCACAAAGGAAUGGUCCCCAAUCUCCACGAUCCGGAGCGCAAGCUUCUGGUAACGACUACACCACCUACGCUCAGCAAUUACCCAACCAAGAUGCUGCUCAGGUGCCACAAGGGUUCAAUUACGCCCCUGAAGUGAGCGCUCUUGGAAUCUCGACUCAGGUCGACGACGAGUCAGGAAAUGAUCGUAGAUCUUUGGAGACUGCCUCCAAUCCAAACUUAACAGAUCCAGACCAUAUUCGAAGCACAACUGAAGAUACUUUAAACACUUUAACUCCAAAAGUGAAUGGAUUAAAGGUUGACUCGGACAAGGAUGCUAGACCUGUCUCCACUAACAACAUUCUAGUGGAUGACUCUUGA
Messenger RNA from Komagataella phaffii GS115, 2055 nucleotides. Its product is annotated as Phosphoinositide PI4,5P(2) binding protein, forms a complex with Slm2p. The transcript has a single exon. NCBI's taxonomy places the organism in Eukaryota, Fungi, Ascomycota, Pichiomycetes, Pichiales, Pichiaceae. The record is from RefSeq and is a predicted model, not a curated record. The coding region runs from base 1 to 2055 and encodes 684 amino acids.